AGAGGAUCUAAUUCGCUGGCGAGAACGGACAAAGAACUAGGAGGAGGAAAGGGAUCGUUUGUGGCUUCGUGGAUGCUCUACUUUUCAUGGAAAUGCACAAGAUUAUGCAUAUUUCUGUCUUCCUGGCUCCUGUGUUCUGGGGACUGAUUUGGGGGGUCUAUUCUAACAGCAUACAAAUAGGGGGGUUGUUUCCGAGGGGUGCCGAUCAGGAAUACAGUGCAUUUCGGGUAGGGAUGGUUCAAUUUUCCACUUCAGAGUUUAGGCUGACGCCCCACAUCGACAACCUGGAGGUAGCCAACAGCUUCGCCGUCACCAAUGCUUUCUGCUCCCAGUUUUCAAGAGGCGUCUUUGCAAUUUUUGGAUUCUAUGACAAGAAGUCAGUAAAUACUAUAACAUCAUUUUGUGGAACUCUUCAUGUCUCCUUCAUAACUCCCAGUUUUCCGACUGAUGGAACACACCCAUUUGUCAUUCAGAUGAGACCUGAUCUCAAAGGAGCUCUUCUUAGCUUGAUUGAAUACUAUCAGUGGAACAAGUUUGCAUAUCUAUAUGACAGUGACAGAGGCUUAUCAACAUUGCAAGCCGUCUUGGAUUCUGCUGCUGAAAAGAAAUGGCAAGUGACUGCUAUCAAUGUAGGAAAUAUUAACAAUGACCGAAAAGAUGAAACUUACCGUUCACUAUUUCAAGAUCUGGAGGUGAAAAAGGAAAGACGAGUGAUUCUGGACUGCGAGCGGGAUAAAGUGAACGACAUUGUUGAUCAGGUUAUUACGAUUGGUAAACAUGUGAAAGGAUACCAUUACAUCAUUGCAAAUCUGGGAUUUACUGAUGGAGAUUUAUCAAAAAUCCAGUUUGGAGGAGCUAAUGUCUCAGGCUUUCAGAUAGUGGACUAUGAUGAUCCCCUGGUAUCAAAAUUUGUACAGCGCUGGUCAACGUUGGAAGAAAAAGAAUAUCCAGGAGCACACACCAGUACAAUCAAGUAUACAUCUGCUCUGACCUAUGAUGCUGUUCAAGUGAUGACUGAAGCUUUCCGUAAUUUGCGUAAACAGAGGAUUGAGAUCUCCAGACGAGGAAAUGCUGGAGACUGUCUUGCAAAUCCAGCAGUGCCCUGGGGUCAUGGUGUGGAAAUAGAAAGGGCAUUAAAGCAGGUUCAGGUGGAAGGUCUAACAGGAAAUAUAAAAUUUGACCAGAAUGGAAAGAGAAUAAAUUAUACAAUAAACAUCAUGGAGCUCAAAAAUACUGGUCCCCGGAAGAUCGGAUAUUGGAGUGAAGUGGACAAAAUGGUUGUGAAUCCCAUUGACGGUCCUCUUGGGAAUGAAUCCACAGGACUAGAAAAUAAGACUAUUGUUGUCACCACUAUUUUGGAGUCCCCAUAUGUCAUGAUGAAGAAAAAUCAUGAACUGCUUGAAGGAAAUGAGCGAUAUGAGGGCUACUGUGUGGACUUAGCUGCAGAGAUUGCUAAACAUUGUGGAUUCAAGUACAAGCUCACAAUUGUUGGGGAUGGCAAGUAUGGAGCCCGGGAUGCAGACACAAAAAUCUGGAAUGGGAUGGUUGGAGAACUUGUUUAUGGGAAAGCCGACAUUGCAAUCGCUCCAUUAACUAUAACAUUGGUGAGAGAAGAGGUGAUUGACUUCUCAAAGCCCUUUAUGAGCCUCGGGAUAUCUAUAAUGAUCAAGAAGCCACAGAAGUCUAAGCCAGGAGUGUUCUCGUUUCUUGAUCCCUUAGCAUAUGAGAUCUGGAUGUGCAUUGUUUUUGCCUACAUUGGGGUCAGUGUAGUUUUAUUCCUGGUCAGCAGAUUUAGCCCAUACGAGUGGCACACUGAGGAGUUUGAAGAUGGAAGAGAAACGCAAAGUAACGAAUCAACUAAUGAAUUUGGGAUAUUUAAUAGUCUCUGGUUUUCCCUGGGUGCCUUUAUGCAGCAAGGAUGCGAUAUUUCGCCAAGAUCCCUGUCUGGGCGCAUUGUUGGAGGUGUGUGGUGGUUCUUUACCCUGAUCAUAAUCUCAUCCUACACGGCUAACUUAGCUGCCUUCCUGACGGUUGAGAGGAUGGUGUCUCCUAUUGAAAGUGCAGAGGAUCUUUCUAAGCAAACAGAAAUUGCUUAUGGGACACUAGAUUCUGGCUCCACAAAAGAGUUUUUUAGGAGAUCUAAAAUUGCAGUAUUUGAUAAAAUGUGGACCUACAUGAAAAGCGCAGAGCCAUCUGUGUUUGUGAGGACUACAGCAGAAGGGGUAGCCCGGGUACGGAAAUCCAAAGGAAAAUAUGCCUACUUGCUGGAGUCAACCAUGAAUGAGUACAUCGAACAAAGGAAACCCUGUGACACCAUGAAAGUUGGUGGGAAUUUGGAUUCCAAAGGCUACGGCAUCGCCACACCUAAAGGAUCCUCAUUAAGUGGAGUCACAUUCAAGACACUUAUUUGUUUGUUGUGGAUAAAUGCGGUUAACCUCGCAGUACUAAAACUGAAUGAACAAGGCCUGUUGGACAAAUUGAAAAACAAAUGGUGGUACGACAAAGGAGAGUGCGGCAGCGGGGGAGGUGAUUCCAAGGAGAAGACCAGUGCCCUCAGUCUGAGCAACGUGGCUGGAGUCUUCUACAUUCUUGUCGGAGGACUUGGUUUGGCAAUGCUGGUGGCUUUGAUUGAAUUCUGUUACAAGUCAAGAGCCGAGGCGAAACGAAUGAAGAUGACCUUGAAUGAUGCCAUGAGGAGCAAGGCAAGGCUGUCAAUUACAGGAAGUACUGGAGAAAAUGGACGUGUUAUGACUCCAGAAUUUCCAAAAGCAGUGCAUGCAGUACCUUACGUGAGUCCUGGCAUGGGAAUGAAUGUCAGUGUGACUGAUCUCUCGUGAUUGAUAAGAACCUUCUGAGUGCCUUACACAAUGGUUUUCUUGUGCGUUUAUUGUCAAAGUGGUGAGAGGCAUCCAGUAUCUUGAAGACAUUUCUUUCGGCCAAGAAUUCUUAUAUUUGUGGAGUUCAUCUUGAAUUGUAAUGAAUGCUUAGUACAAAACACAACACCAUUUUCUACACAAGUUCAAGAUGAAGCUUGACUGACAUGCACAGCUAACAUGGAAGUACUGUAAUCUAACUGAAGUCGUGUACAGGCAACACACCAGUUUCUGCAGCCACCAUUGUUAGUCCCUUGGUUCAUACUGACUUAAGCACACUUGACAUCAAUUGCAUCAAGAUGUGACAUGUUUUAUAAGAAAAAAACAUUUAAAAGGAAAAAAAUAUUUUUAGGUAUUUUCACAAACAAACUGGCUUUUAAAUAAAUUUGCUUCCAUAAUGGUUGAAUAAGACAAAAAAAAUUAAACUGUGGGGAAGUGGAAAAAUCAAAAAAAGGCUUUAGGGCAUCAGUUCCAUAUUUUUGAAAGCCAAAUAUGUAAAUGAUGAGGCGAGGAAAAUAAAUAAAUAAAAGGUUCAAAUCUUGUAAUUUUAAUUGUUAUUAAAACUUUACUGUAUAGCCUAUUCUUUAACAUUUGGUGUUAAUAUCCAAUUACUUGGCAAUGCUUGACAUUUGAAAUAAACUUUUUUCUAUGG
Molecule: messenger RNA, 3525 nt
Organism: Mauremys reevesii (Reeves's turtle)
Lineage: Eukaryota; Metazoa; Chordata; Testudines; Geoemydidae
Gene: GRIA2
Product: glutamate ionotropic receptor AMPA type subunit 2
Biological process (GO): synaptic transmission, glutamatergic; monoatomic ion transport; modulation of chemical synaptic transmission
Cellular component (GO): plasma membrane; dendritic spine; postsynaptic membrane
Molecular function (GO): transmitter-gated monoatomic ion channel activity involved in regulation of postsynaptic membrane potential; AMPA glutamate receptor activity
Source: RefSeq, a predicted model, not a curated record